Corvus hawaiiensis (hawaiian crow) is the source of this 4151-nucleotide messenger RNA. RefSeq names its product progesterone immunomodulatory binding factor 1 (gene PIBF1). NCBI's taxonomy places the organism in Eukaryota, Metazoa, Chordata, Aves, Passeriformes, Corvidae. The coding region runs from base 610 to 2892 and encodes 760 amino acids. The record is from RefSeq and is a predicted model, not a curated record. The transcript has 18 exons. Gene Ontology annotation, cellular component: centriolar satellite. Gene Ontology annotation, biological process: cilium assembly.
AAGCGCGCGCGUGUUGCCGCCGCUGCCCGAGGUGUGCGGGGGCUGGCCCCGGGAGCGGCACGGCACGGCCUGGCCUGGCCAGGGCCGCUGCCCCCCGAGCCCCUCACUGCCGAGUUACGGCUUGGGCAGCUGCCCGCUGCCUUUAGCAGCUCUGGGCAUCCUGCGGGACGAACAGCAUCCCCCCUUCCCGAGCUGCCCCCGGCUGCUGUGGGGAAGGAAGGGGUGGUGGUGGCCCUGGAGAGCAGCCCACGGCAGGGCAGCCCGGCUGUCGCUGGCCCGGGCUCCGAGCGCGGCGUCUCCGUUCCCUGCUGGGCUCUGAGCAGCGCCGUCUGUAAGGAACAGCCGUGGUCUGUGCCAGUGGUUGUGAAAGUCCGUGUGACCGCUGGGUCAACCAGCCUGGUAAGAACAGUGCUGCUGCUGCUGCUGCUGUGAAGGCAAAGGCCAGCAAGGUUUGAAGGGAGCUUGUCGGCGUCGGGCUCUCCUCCCAGGUACCCAGCUGCAGGAUAAGAGGACAAAGCCUCAAGCUGCACCAGGGGAGUUUUAAGUUGAUUCUUCAGGGGGCUCAUCUCAAAGUAUAGUUUAAAAAAGCUUUGCAAAUAGUGGAAGAAAAUGUCACAUAAAAGCUCUAAGGUAGUCAAGAAAGUAAACGUUUCCAGCUCCUUGGAAUCUGAGGAUAUCAGCUUGGAAACCACAGUACCAACCGAUGAUGUUUCUUCCUCUGAAGAGAGAGAAGGUACUGUAAAAAUCACUAAGCAGCUGAUUGAACGGAAGGAGUUGCUCCAUAAUCUUCAGCUGCUUAAAAUAGAAUUGUCACAGAAAAACUUGAUGAUUGACAACUUGAAAGUUGAAUAUUUGACCAAGAUUGAGGAGCUAGAGGAGAAGCUUAAUGAUGCAAUCCAUCAAAAGCAACUGUUGUCUUUACGACUGGAUAGUCAGUUGGCAUUACAGCAAGAAGAUGCCAGGAAACAUCAGGCUCUAAUGAAACAAGAAAUGGAAACUAUUUUAUUGAGACAGAAGCAACUGGAGGAAACAAAUCAUCAAUUGAGAGAGAGGGCUGGAGAUAUCCGUCGUAGCUUGCGAGACUUGGAAUUAACCGAUGAAUGCUAUGAGAAGCUAAAGUCUCUUCCUGAAGAUCAGCUUUCUAUCCCAGAAUAUGUUUCAGUCCGAUUCUAUGAAGUAGUCAAUUCCUUAAGAAAAGAGCUAAGUGAUCUACAGAUGAAAAAGGAGAGUCUAACAGAAGAACUAAGUGGGUACAGAUCCCAACUGAAGUGUCUGACAGAGAGCUAUGAAGAUGAGAGGCGGAGUCGGUCAGAUCUUGAGGUCAGAUGCCAGCGUUUAACACUGGAACUGGCUGAUACCAAGCAGUUGAUUCAGCAAGGUGAUUACAGACAGGAGAACUAUGAUAAAGUAAAAUGUGAACGUGAUGUAUUUGAGCAUGAAUUGGCAGAACUCAGAAGAAAACAUGAAAUACUAGAGGUGUCACACAAAACACAAACUAAAGAAAGAAAUGACUUAGCAAAAGAGCUGGCAACCAUACAACAAUCCCUCAACUUGUUGCAAAAAGAUAAAGAUUAUCUUAAUCGCCAGAACAUGGAGCUCAGUGUUCGCUGUGCACAUGAAGAAGAUCGUCUUGAAAGACUCCAGAUUCAGCUGGAGGAUGCCAAAAAAGCUAGGGAAGAAAUGUAUGAAAAAUAUGUUGCGUCCAGAGACCACUAUAAAGCAGAAUAUGAAAAGAGACUCAAUGAAGAGUUGGAACAAAUAAGAUUGAAAACAAAUCAAGAAAUUGAGCAACUAAGAAGCACUUCAAAAGAGAUGUAUGAACGUGAAAACAGAAAUUUGAGAGAAGCAAGAGAUAAUGCUGUUGCUGAAAAAGAAAGAGCAGUUAUUGCUGAAAAGGACUCUUUAAGAAAAUAUGAUCAACUCUUAGAACAGUAUAGACAAAUGCAGCUUGGCACAGAAAGCAAAGUAGCUGAACUUCUUCACCAAAGUAAGUUAAAGUCCUUUGAAACUGAACAUGUUCAACUCAUGCAACAAGAAACAGCUAAGAAUCUUUCACAGUGCCAAAUGGAAUGUGAGAAAUACCAGAGAAAGCUGGAGGUGCUUACGAAGGAAUUUUAUAGUCUUCAGUCUUCUAGUGAAACCCGCAUUAUUGAGCUUCAAACACAGAAUUCUGAGUUUCAAGCAAGACUAGAUACUUAUGAAAAACUUGAAAAAGAGCUUGACGAGAUAAUACUGCAGACAGCAGAAAUGGAAGAUGAAAUUGAAGCUGAAAGGGUUCUCUUCUCAUACGGAUAUGGUGCUAAUGUUCCUACAACAGCCAAAAGACGACUAAAGCAAAGUGUUCACUUGGCAAGAAGAUUACUGCAGCUAGAAAAGCAAAACUCGUUGCUUGUAAAAGAUCUGGAACAUCAGAAGGAACAAGUAACACAGAUUUCACAAGAGCUUGACAGAGCAAAUUCUUUGUUGAACCAAGCACAACAGCCAUACAAAUACCUCAUUGAAACUGUGCAACAGAGAGAUUCUCAAAUAAGUCUACAGAAAGAACAUAUUACACAACUUGAAAAAGAUAACAGUCUUUUAAAUAAAGAAAAGACAGCUUUGCUGCGUGUCAAGAAUCAAAUGGCAGCAGAUUUGGAGAGACUUCUAAAUGACCGUGAGGAACUAGCCACAAUGAAGCAGAUUAUAAUUAAUCUACAUGGUAAAUGCUAUGAACAAAAUCCACCUCAGUCUUUUAUUGAUGUAAAAAAUGCAAGUGGAAAAAAAUCAAACCCUUUGGUAAAACUGCUGUCAGAACAUGAAGAAGAAAAUAUAUUUACACCUAAGCCAACGUUAUUUACAAAUAAAGAGGCACCUGUAUGGUACAAGAAACUGCAGAAGAAAACAUCACCAUAGCAUUUUUCCAAAAUCAUUAAAAAUAAUCCUUUGGGGAGUUUUUCAUUAAAGUUAUUUUCGUCAUAAUGAUGUCCAUUUUUCUAUAAAAGCAAACAACUGGUUUGGUUUUAACUGUUUCUUUUUUAACUGUCAAAUAAUCUUACACUUCAUAAAAUAAUUUCUAGAUUUGUUAUGUGAAUAAAAUGUGUGGAAAUAAUGCAUGCAAUAAUUUUACUAACAUGUAUUUGAAUUUUAAAAGAUAAAUAAACAUUAGUGUGUUGUACACAUUAUAAUCUGGGCAGUUAAAGGAUGUGUUAUUCAGAGUGUUCCAAUUAAUGCAUGUUUCGGCUUUUUUUAUAUUGUUUUUCUUGGACCUUGUGUUUCAUGCCACAUUCCUUGCAACUGUUUUGGCUGAUGGAAAUUUUUAAAAUAUACAUGAGUUAGUAUCAAACUAUAUCCUACUUUCUGUGAAGGAAAUUCACAUCAGCUGGAAAAAAAAUUUCUUACCAGACUUGAUUUGUAGUUUAUCACUUGAUGUCACUUGUAUAACCGAACAGGCAUUAAAAAUACUUUAGAGAACCAAUAAAAUACAUCUUAAUUAUCAGCACUGAUAAGUACUGUAUACUGAAAAUAUUGCUCAGAUUUCACUUAAGAGAAAGCUCCUUCUUCUUAGCACCUUUUUCCUAGCUCCUUUUUCCUUGACAAUAUCUUAAAUUGAUUGUUUUUUCUAACCUGGACACGAACAAUAAUUAUUUACUACAUAAUACUGAGCUAUAUCAAGCUUAUGAUUCCCACAUACACUUUUCUUCCUUUUCCAACCAACAGUUGAAGCACAGUAAUACUUCCUCUGCUCCAGAAAAGCUUCAGUUUCCUUUUUUUUCCUUUUCUCUUUCUGAGAGUGCAAGGUAAAAAUGCUGGCAAUUGCACAUCACAGUUUAAAAUUACCAUUCUGUGAGUGAGGGAGGCCAAGUGUGUAGACAGACGUAAUAAUCUUUUAUUAGACUAACUGCUGGUCACUGGGGAAAAAAUCACACAAACUUUUGGACUCAAAAACCUAUAUAUACAGUCAUUUCUGAAUAACUGGUUUCCUGAAGUCUAGGUUUUAUCUAACAUAUAUUUUUAUGUGAAUGGAAUCCUUAACUUUUAUUUCCUAUGAAACAGCUCUCAUAUGUAGAUACUAAUUUUGUGGACUGUAAUAGGUACUUACUAACUGAACUUGCCAUACUAUCCUGUUUGUCUGUUAUCAAUGAGUAAUUAAUAAAUUGUAUUAUCUAGAAGGA